Molecule: messenger RNA, 1758 nt
Organism: Nerophis lumbriciformis (worm pipefish)
Lineage: Eukaryota; Metazoa; Chordata; Actinopteri; Syngnathiformes; Syngnathidae
Source: RefSeq, a predicted model, not a curated record
AUGCUUUCUAUGUGUGGACUCUCUUUGCACUGCAGUCUCCUUACAUCUAUUUUCAUCGUAUUGCUUUCAAGUUUUGUUGAAGUCACAUCAGGUACCAAUGAGAAUUCAACAGUCCGUGAAGCCCGCUCGGCGGGUGACAGGGCUCUGGUGCAGCCAGUGGACUGUGAUCUGUCGGAGUGGAGUCCAUGGUCACGAUGUGACAUUUGUCAGCGAAAAAGAUAUCGCUAUGGCAAAUUGAGCCAGCCAUCACAGUUUGGAGGGGAGCCAUGUCAUUUUCACGACAGGGAGGAGGAAGGCUGCGAGGUUCCAGCACGUUACAUCUGUAACAACAUGCCGGUGUGCGAAGGUUUCCUUUGCAACCAAACAGGUCGCUGUAUUCCAAGAACGCUGCAGUGUAAUGGUGAGGAUGACUGUGGAGACAUGUCAGAUGAAGUUGGAUGUAAGAUGAGUCAGAAGCCCUGCAGAUUUGAGGCUGAGGAGUACUGGGGUAUUGAGAACCUUGCCAAAGGAAUCAACAUCAUUAAUAGCAAUCUGGAAGGAGUUGUUCUUGAUAACAGAUAUUAUGCUGGCAGUUGUUUGUCUCAUUAUAUCCAGGAUGUCCAAUUUAGGAAGCCUCACAACUUGCAGCAGUACACUUUGCAGACGAGGGGCGGGUACGAUUUCACUUUGGAGGCUUUUGAGUCGUACUCCGACUACAUGAAUCAAAUCAUGAAGGAGCGGAUGACCCAAACCAUUGUUUCCGUUGGCUUUGCCAUUCCAGGUAUUGUUGAAUUUGGUUUCAAUUACAACAAAGCCAAAUACUCCAAGUCCAUCCAAAAGAUUCGUCGAGCCUCCGGCAAAGCUUACAGCUUCAUAAGGGCCAAAGCUGAGUUGGAGUUGGCCCAGUACAUGCUCAAGUCAGAAAACUUGGUGUUGAACACCGAGUUCUUGCAGCGCCUUCGCUCCUUGCCUCAGUCCUACAUUUAUGGCGAAUACAGGCAAAUCUACAGAGACUAUGGCACGCACUACGUCACAGAGGCCACCUUUGGAGGAAUGUACGAAUACACCGUUAUCCUGGAUAAAAAAAAACUUGAGAAGACGGACUAUUCUUUGACGGAUUACAAAUCAUGUAUGCAGUCAGGAUUUAAGGUUGGUGCCAACAUUUAUGGCGUCUAUGUGUCCGUGGGCUAUCAAGGUGGAUCCUGUGAUGGCCUCCUCAAUGAGAUGGGAGAUGAGACGUCAAAUGGUAGCAUGGUGGAGGACAUCGUGGCGGUGGUAAGGGGGGGCAGCAGUGAAUCAAUAACUGCUUUGGUGUCCCAUAAGCUUCCAUUGCCACAUCUGAUGAGACUCUGGGGCGAGGGAGUGCGCUUCAACCCUGACUUCCUUCGCAGAACGACCCGACCUCUGUACGAAUUGAUCACCUCCAAAGAAUUCACCCAUGACACCAUCUUGAGGAGAAAUCUUAAACGGGCCCUGUUUGAGUACUUGGAAGAGGCCAGUUCGUGCCGAUGUGCUCCCUGCCGCAAUAACGGAGUUGCCAUACUCAGAGGCAAUAGAUGUGAUUGCGUGUGCCCUUUAGGCUACAGUGGCUAUGGUUGUGAGGUGACACACAGACAACAGACAGAUAUAACCAUCGAUGGCAGCUGGAGUUGCUGGGGUUCAUGGUCCGCCUGCAGUGGAAGAACAAUGACAAGGAGUCGACAGUGUAACAACCCGACGCCCAGCAAGGAAGGCCUUCCGUGCAGAGGCUUGCAUCAGGAGUCCACUGAAUGCUUUUAA